Messenger RNA from Pundamilia nyererei, 2119 nucleotides. RefSeq names its product zinc finger protein 90 homolog. Gene Ontology annotation, molecular function: RNA polymerase II cis-regulatory region sequence-specific DNA binding; DNA-binding transcription factor activity, RNA polymerase II-specific. Gene Ontology annotation, biological process: regulation of transcription by RNA polymerase II. The coding region runs from base 13 to 1185 and encodes 390 amino acids. The transcript is spliced from 3 exons. The record is from RefSeq and is a predicted model, not a curated record. NCBI's taxonomy places the organism in Eukaryota, Metazoa, Chordata, Actinopteri, Cichliformes, Cichlidae.
GCCUCAGCAGCGAUGAGUUCAGUUCAGUAUCUGAGAGAGUUCAUCAAGGAGAGACUAACUGCUGUUUGUGAAGAAAUCUUCUCAGAGGUUCAAAAAACCAUCGUCCAGUAUGAGGAGGAGAUCAACCGUCAGCACAGACUGCUGGAUAUCAGCCGGAAACCCGACAGAAACUCACACAUCAUAGAGGGGAGUCUGGGUGAGCAGCAGGUCUGUAAUCAGGAGACGAACUCCAGUCUGGACCAGGAGGACCCAGAGCCUCCACAGAUUAAAGAGGAACAGGAGGAGCUCUGCAGCAGUCAGGAGGGAGAGCAGCUUGGACUGAAGCAGGAGGCUGAAGACAUUAUUGUCUGGAUUGAUGAAGAGCAGCUCAGGCUGCUGGAGAUGGUCUGGAAACCUGAGAUGCAGUCACACAGAAUAGACCUUCACCAGCAGAGUGUCCAUGAUGAGGAGAUGGUCACCAGAGAGAAGCAGGUCUGUAAUAAAGAAAGGAACUCCAGUCUGGACCAGGAGGACCCAGAGCCUCCACAGAUUAAAGAGGAACAGGAGGAAGUGUGCAGCAGUCAGGAGGGAGAGCAGCUUGGACUGAAGCAGGAGACUGAUACUUUCAUAGAGACUCCGACUUAUGGGGAAAGUGACUACAGUGAACCAGAACCAAACAGUGAGCAGUUCAUUUCUCACAUCUCUCCUGAAGCAGAGAGCCGAGAUCAUGACGAAAGCCAGCGUGUGGACUCAGGAUCAGCUAGAAAUGCAGAGCUGAAAAAGAAUAGAUAUGACAGAAAGAGAAGUCACAGUCAGAGAGUAAACAACACUUCUGUGUCAGAGAGUCAGAGUAAACCUCAGAACAGGCAUAAGCAUCUGAUAUGUGACAUAUGUGGAAAGCUUUGUCAAAAGAAAUCCAAAUUGAUUAACCAUCGGAGAAGUCACACAGGUGAGAGACCGUAUUCCUGUAACACCUGUGGGAAAAGAUUCUUACAGAAAUCACAUUUGAGUAAUCAUGUAAAAAUUCACUCAGAUGAGAAGCCACAUCUUUGCAGGACCUGUGGAAAAAGAUUCAAACUAAACUCUGUAUUGCAACGUCAUGUAAGAAUUCACACAGGUGAGAAACCGUAUUCCUGUAGCAGCUGUGGGAAAAGAUAUAGGCGGCUUGACCAUGUAAAGAUUCACAUGAAAAUUCAUGCUGUUUAAAGUGUCUUCCUCAGAAAAUGUGUUGUGAUUCGUCAUACUUCUUUUUGACAGAUGGAGGUUCUGCUGGGUUUUUUUUGUUUUGUUUUUGUUUUUUUGUUAUGCACUGAAACUGAAAACUCAGAAUUGCUGAUGUCAAAAUUAAUCAGCUCUUGAAUAUGCUUCCCAGAAUAGGGCAGUUUAUUACCUCAUUAUUAUAUAGUCAGGGAAAAAAACCUUUUGAACCUCUGCUGAAAUCUUUAGUCUGCCCACUAACAAAGGAAUUAUCAGUCUAUAAAUUUAAUGGUAGGUUUAUUUGAACAGUGAUAGAACAACAACACCGAAAAAUGCAAAAAAAAGUUAUAGAUCAAUUUGCACGUUAUUUAAUGAAAUAAAUAUUUGGUCCCUUUGCAAAACUUUUGAAACCUUUGCUUGGUGGCAAAACCUUUGUUUUCAAUCACAGAGGUCUGAUGUGUCUUGUAGUUGUCUACGAGUUUUGCACAUAUCUCAGUGGGGAUUUUGUCUCACUCCUCGUUGCAGAUCCUCUGAGUAAUUAAUGUUUCAUGGCAUCUCGAACCUUCAGCUCCUUCCACAGAUUUUUCUAUGGGAUUAAGGUCGCUGAGCCAAUCCUUUGUAGCCUUGACCAUGUGUUUUGGAUCACUGUCAUGCUGGAAUACCCACUAACGACCCAUUCUCAAUGCCCUGGCUGAGAGGAGGUGGUUCUCAACCAAGAUUUGACAGUACAUGGCCCCUUCCAUCCUCUCUUCAAUGCGGUGCAGUUGUCCUGUCCCGCUGGCAGAAAAACAUCCCCAAAGCACAAUGUUUCCACCUCAAUGUUUAACAUUGGGGACGGUGUUCUUGGAGUCAUAGGCCAUAUAGUUUUAGGCCGUAUGUUAUAAGUAUGUUGUUUUAUGUUUUUAUUGCCUGUUUCUAUUGUAAAGGACUUUGUAGUUUUUCA